This is a messenger RNA of Bufo bufo (common toad), 1322 nucleotides long. RefSeq names its product serine/arginine-rich splicing factor 5. Lineage: Eukaryota; Metazoa; Chordata; Amphibia; Anura; Bufonidae. Gene Ontology annotation, molecular function: mRNA binding. The transcript is spliced from 8 exons. The record is from RefSeq and is a predicted model, not a curated record. The coding region runs from base 143 to 973 and encodes 276 amino acids. Gene Ontology annotation, cellular component: cytoplasm; nucleus; ribonucleoprotein complex.
CUGGGAGUACACGUGAUGUUAAGCACGCCUCUUUUUAGUUACGCCCCGCCCUGUACUUUAUAUUCCACUGCAGAGCGAGAAGUGCGUCAUUCUGUGGACGGUGUUGCCGACGAGACAGGUGUUUGUUAUAACAUACGUCAACAUGAGCGGGUGCAGAGUUUUCAUUGGGCGACUGAAUCCAGCGGCCAGAGAGAAGGAUGUCGAUAGGUUCUUCAAAGGAUAUGGGAGGAUCCGAGACAUUGAUCUAAAACAAGGAUUUGGCUUUGUGGAAUUUGAAGAUCCCAGGGAUGCAGAUGAUGCUGUUUAUGAGCUUGAUGGGAAAGAGCUGUGUAGUGAAAGGGUUACUAUUGAGCAUGCACGCAUGCGUUCCCGUGGUGGUGGUGGUGGCGGCGGCAGAGGAAUGGGAAGGGGGAGAUACAAUGAUCGUUUUAGUAGUCACCGUCCACGUAAUGAUAGAAGUGCUCCGCCAGUAAGGACCGAAAAUCGUCUCAUUGUGGAAAACUUGUCCUCCCGCGUCAGCUGGCAGGAUUUGAAGGACUUCAUGAGGCAAGCCGGUGAAGUUACAUUUGCUGAUGCACACAGACCUAAACUAAACGAAGGGGUUGUUGAGUUUGCAUCUUACAGUGAUCUUAAAAAUGCUAUCGAGAAACUGUCUGGCAAGGAGAUCAAUGGAAGGAAGAUUAGGCUGAUUGAAGGAAACAAAAGGCACAGCAGGUCAAGAAGCAGGUCCCGUUCCCGCAGCCGAAGCUCAUCCCGAUCCCGCAGUCGUUCCCGCUCCAGGAGCAGGAAGUCCUAUAGCCGUUCCCGUAGCCGCACUCCCCGUAGUAACCGUAGCAAAUCCAGAUCUGUCAGUAGGUCUCCCGUUCCAGAGAAAUCGCCAAAAGCUGCAUCUAAAAGCCCAUCAAAAUCCCCAGCAUCUGUCGAUCGUCAGAGGUCUCGGUCAAGAUCUCGUUCUGUUGAUGGCAGAAACUGAACACUUUUUUUUAAUUAUUUUUGUAAUUUUUUUUUUUAUUCCCAUAAAUCCCUUUUUUUUGGUAUAAUGUGGAUACUUGCUAAAUCUCAGUAAGUAUCAAGUGAGAAAGCAGGAUUUUUUUUUUUUACAGAUGUGGACUAUGACACAGUAGAUUCUCAACCUGUCUUUUGAUAAACAUCACCUGCUUGUCUAAACUGCAGUUGGUGUAAAUGUAUCUUCCUAUGUAUUUUAGCAUGAGAUGCCUCUUGUGCUCACUGCUGUAUAUAGCUGCACUGUAUCCCCAUCACCCAGCUUACUUAUGUUUCAUUUGUAAAAUAUGCUGUUGAAAUAAACUUUAUUAAAGACCUGU